Molecule: messenger RNA, 1727 nt
Organism: Durusdinium trenchii
Lineage: Eukaryota; Dinophyceae; Suessiales; Symbiodiniaceae
Source: the annotation of a GenBank genome assembly
CUUGCCUUUGGGAUCCUUUAGGCUAGCAGACUAGAAGUUGUGCAGCCCAUGGCGUUUCAGAUACUUGUUGCAUCGACCCUUCUGCUUUGGCCAACCAGGAGCGAGGAGCCCCCGUGUGCACAUGGCCAACGGUAUGCAAAGAAAGGUAACCCAGAUAUGACCAAUGUGGCGGAUUCAUACGAAUGCAGAAAAGCAUGUGGGCGAAGUCCCGACUGCAAGUUCUUCAUGUAUGACCAGGGCACGAUGGACUGCUGGCUCUUGGGUGAGGAUUCUGACUUCGAAGACGCUCCUGGUACCAUCGCUGGGCCCUUGAGUUGUGACUUGGACAAGACCUUCUCAGACUACUUGGAGCUUGAAGAGAGCGACAAGGAGAAAACCAAGCGAAUCACCGGCAUCAUCCAGAAUUUGGCGAAGCUGGUUCUUGAUCACGACUACAGAGAUGAAUUAUUCCACUCAAUGGUGACGUUGGCCACCAAGUUUGCCAACUUAAAAAGCGAAGAUCUUGCCAGCGUGGACUACAAUGAGGUCAUGGAGAUUGACACCGUGGCCAUCGAGUGGUUGAAUCAUGAAAACGGGGAGCUGAGUUGGUACUCCGCCUCCGAGCGAAAUCUGGUGCUGACCCGCACAGACCUGGAUUGGCUUUUGAAACUGACCACCGGCCAAGAAGUCUCACCAGAAGACGUGGAGCGGCGGAAUAGGACCAUGAAGGUUGGCUCUGACCAUGCGUGCUUUGGCUUUUGCGGUGACCGGGGCUACGCUGCUCGCAGCUUCGGUGCCGGUACCCCUUGGACCAGCGCGCAGGUGGACUAUUGCUAUGAUAUCGCGCUAGCUCCGAGUGCUCGCACCGCAGUGAUGUGCGCCAUCAAUCAGAUUAAGGGAAAGGUGCCAGGCAUCCGAUUCGUGAACGUUGGCUAUUAUGGCCGGGGUUCGUGCAACUCGAACCCUGCGAUCUUCGUCCAAUCUAGCGCUGCAGGCUGUUUUGCAGAUAUCGGCAUGAUGAGUGGUGUCCGGAGCAUCUUCGGCAACCAGCAGCUCAACCUGCAAACCCCCGGCUGCAAUGACUGCGGUACCGCCACACACGAGAUGCUGCACGCGAUGGGCAUGGCGCAUGAGCAAUCGCGACCCGACCGGGAUCGCUAUGUGACCAUCGUUUGGCACAACAUCCAGCGGGGGAUGUCAAACCAAUUCUCAGUGAUGUCCGGAGCAGACACGAGUCAGCCAUAUGACAUCGGGUCCAUCAUGCACUACGAUUCCCAUGCCUUCAGCGGGAACGGUCAGCCGACCAUCGUCGCCAAGGGAUCUGCCUAUAGUGCCGCGGCCCGCGGCUUUGGGAACUAUGCACGCGUGAGAUUGGGGCAAAGAACCAGCAUGAGCGUCGCGGACGCCAAUCAACUCAAGGCUUUGUACAACUGUAGACCACCUUCCUUCACUUACUGUGACCCUGUCAGUUCUGGAUUGUCGUCAGUCCCGCUCCUCCUGGGUGGUGGGGCAGUGGCAGCCGCCGGAGUCGCUGGUUUCUUCGUGCUGCGCAGCCGCCAGCCGGAAUACUCGAGCACUCUGCAGAGGGCUCCUGCAUACUGAGCGCGGGAGGCGCCCGUCCGAAGUCGACUGCACAGCGACUUUGUCAUCCUCCGGCUUACUGUAAUUUAAAUCAAUUAAAGCUCUAUAGCAUGCUCAAAGCAUGCUUUAGCCAUACCAGAGCUUGGUAAGAAGAGUUCUAGCACACA